Molecule: messenger RNA, 5221 nt
Organism: Gigantopelta aegis
Lineage: Eukaryota; Metazoa; Mollusca; Gastropoda; Neomphalida; Peltospiridae
Product: PAS domain-containing serine/threonine-protein kinase-like
Exons: 20
Coding region: 18-3803 (1261 amino acids)
Biological process (GO): negative regulation of glycogen biosynthetic process; regulation of DNA-templated transcription; intracellular signal transduction
Cellular component (GO): nucleus; cytosol; cytoplasm
Molecular function (GO): ATP binding; protein serine/threonine kinase activity
Source: RefSeq, a predicted model, not a curated record
GCACCGUUGUUGAGGAAAUGGCGGACGAAUUGAAAGGAUGCGUUAUGAUGUCGACACCGAAAGCAAAAUAUUCUGCAGCUCGACGCAGCCUUCCUGAUGACACACGACCUUGGUCACCUGAUCAUGUUGAAAAUAUACAUCCAUGGUCUUCUCCAGUGAUCUGCCAGAAAUCCAAUGUGUAUUCUACGACCUGUGACAUUCGCCGCACAUUGUUAGAAGGGAAGAUGGAAGGCCGACUGGCGUUUGGCUCUCCAUCCUACCCGUCCCCGCUGGACCGAGUUCGAUCCCACAGGAAGGACCGGGCUCUACAGAUGGGUCUGCCCUCCUACGCUGAGGAGUCGUUUGAGCUGAACCAGUCCUACCCGAAAGUCUCCAAGCCGAAGCUUAAUCAGCAAGAGUUGUCUGCUCCCAAGAUCAGCAUUGGUGAUGGUCUCAAUGACUUCAGUUUCUCUCCCGGUCUGUGUAAGGGUUCGUUCUCCACGGCCGGUGACUCACUGAGUGGACAGUCUCUCAAUGAGAGUUGGUCGUUCUACAACUACGUGGGCGGCGGCCAGAGCGGUGUGGCCUUCCCCACCACCGUGCGCAACCCCAACAAGGCGAUAUGCACCAUCAAUGCCAAGACGUCGGAGAUUCUGAUAGCGAAUGACAUGGCGUGUGAACUGUUCGGCUACGACCAGUCUGAUCUGGUGGGGAUGAAGCUGAAGGAUUUAAUACACCUCAAACCACGCGACCAGAAAACACUGGCCGAGUCGCAUCUCGAGCCAACAGGGGAAGUUGUCUCCCUUUCCGGAAUAGUGGUUGAUGCGAUUGACUCGAACGAUCUCGUCCUCCCCGUUUCUCUGUGGGUGAAGAAACUUGACUACCAGGCCGAAACUCGCUGCCUCUGUGUCAUGGAACCAGUCGACCGGUCCGUUGGAACUGUCGUCUUCGACAAGAAGGGAUCCGUUUUGUCCUGUGACCAGAGAAUGGCCAGUCUCCAUGGUUACCCUUCACCAGAUGAGAUCCGCGGGCUGUCGAUGAGACAUCUGAUUCCCACAUUCAAGCAGCCCAGUUCUCAGUCGUUCAGCAAGGACGUGAAGAAACAGCAGGCGACGGGGAAGACUAAAUCCGGCGCUUUGUUUCCUCUCAGUAUCAUGGUGAGCCUGGCGGACGAGUCAAAGGACAUGCGCAACAUUCCUCCAGAUACAGAGUCGAUACUGAAGUCACAUGAGCCCGAUGAGGUGUUUGUGGGCAUGAUCUGGGUGUUUGCCAACAUCAGCGGCAUGAUAACGUUCCUGCCGGACGGCACCAUCCACAACGUCAACGAGAACUUCUCCAGGAUGCUGUUUGGCUUCAACAAGGACGAGCUGGUCGGAAAGGAUAUUUCAACACUUAUUCCUGACUUCUACGACAUUCUGGAUCUCGAAGAUGAUGACAUGCCACUCCCUCCCCUCGGUGAUGAAAUUGUAACAACAAACGUCAACGGUGAUGAACUGCUGGAUGAUCACCAUGGAGUCUUGAAAGAACUUCAAGAACUGAAUUUAGACUCCCCCGAGGUGACAUCCACCCCAAGAUCUAGAGUCUCUUCACAUAGCAGAUUUGAUGAUAAAAAACAGCCAGUUCCUCAACAGCUGAUAGAAGAUCAAACCAAAGAUCCCAUAACUGAAUGUAGAGUUUCAGAAAACAGUAUUCCCAGUGAGAACUCUGAAUGUAGAGUUUCAGUUAUUAAUAUCCUCAGUGAGAACUCAGAAUGUGAGAACUCUUCCCAGGCCCUGUGUACGCAAGCAAACAAUGAACGCUUCUUUGAAAGACUUUCACGCGAGAUCGACGCCGACAAAGAAGACUCGAACGCAGAUAGUUCCCAGGACUCUGUCCUUGACCAGUCGAAUGUCAGUACCGGUACCGACGAAUUGUUUAUGUCAUCUAUCAAACUGGAAGACUCGUCAAGUCAGAAAAGUUGUACCGAUUCGGAUGACGUAAAUUCUGGCCAGGACGGUAUAAAUGCUGACAUCAGCAGCGACGACAGCACCAGCGAUGCUAGAACGUUGGCUGCAGAUUUGACGGAUAAAAAUAGAAAACAGAAAACAUCUGUUGACUUCCACAAACAAGUGAUGCAUAAUAAUUUAGUCAAUUGUGUGGAAACUAGUUCAGAUUCUGGAGAAGGGUCGUUUGCGUGUUUCGGCGAAAAAGCGACAAAUCUCCUUCCGUUAUUUUCAAAUAAUAAUCACAGUUUUGCAAUACAUUCAACGAGUGACCCACUUAUCCAUGACGAGUCGAGUUACUUCAGUCGAGACGAGUUGGAUUCCUACCCCUGUGCUGAUUCUAGUUCUUCGGGAAAUACGUCCCGGCCGUGUCACGCCGAUAAGUCCUGCUACAGUUCAGACUCUGCGUAUGCGAACGAUGUUCAGUCAGGGGGUGACGGGGCUGAUAGCAACGUAACGGAGUCUGGCGUGCGGCCGUCAGGAACUCAGACGUCGCACACACAACCACAACAGUCGCACAAGUUCCCCGGUGGAAGCUUCUCUGGUUUCUGUCGCCACAGAGAUGGACAACGUUUACCAAUCAUCUUCCAGGUAAAACCGGUUGAACUGGAGGAUGGCAGCAUCAUGUAUUGUAUGUGGAUAUCACGUGACCCGGAGGAACCGGGAGAAGGGGGAAGGUCGUUCGCGAACCUGACGCUGGCGUCAAGUCUCAACAGCACCUUAGACAAAUCAUCAGUCAGUCUCGGAGAGCUGUUGGCUGACAAGGCGAACUCUGAGUCGAAGUUGGAGGAACCGGAGGAGCCGAGACCGACGCCGUGCGUUGUUGACGCUGCAGAUGAUCCCGGUAAAGGCGAAUACAACGAGAAUUAUAUGACACUUGACUCCAUCGGAAAGGGGGCGUUCGGCUUCGUCAAACUCGGACGGCGCAAAUCCGACUGUGAAGAGGUUGUCGUCAAGUUCAUCCGUCGUGCCAAGGUUCUGUCGCUGUGCUGGGUGGACCACGACGAGUAUGGCAAGAUACCACUCGAAGUCGGGCUGCUUCUCGCCCUCAGUCAUCCAAACAUUGUCAGAGUUCUCGACGUGUAUCAGAACACCGACUUCAUACAGAUGGUGAUGGAAAAACACGGGAGUGGGAUGGAUCUGUUUGAGUUUAUCGACCGAGGACCACUGCUUGACGAAGCUCUGUGUAGCUACAUGUUCAGACAGAUGGUGUCGGCGGUAGUGUAUCUCCACUCUAAAAACAUCGUGCACCGCGACAUCAAGGAUGAAAACAUCAUCGUGUCGGAGAAGUUCAACAUCAAGCUGAUUGACUUCGGUGCUGCCACCUACCUGAAACCGGGCAAGCUGUUUGCUACGUUCUGUGGGACCAUUGAGUACUGCAGCCCGGAGGUGCUCCUGGGAAACAAGUACAAAGGGCCGGAACUGGAGGUGUGGUCAAUGGGUGUGACGCUAUAUACCCUGGUGUUUGGUGAGAACCCGUUCUUUGAUAUCGAGGAGACGAUACAGGGCACGCUGAAUCCACCGUUUAAAGUGUCCAGAUCGUUGAUGUUUCUGAUUUCCUGGUUACUCCACCCCGACCCGGUGUGUCGAGCCACAGUGCGCGAUGCUGAACGCAACGCGUGGGUCAAUCAGCCCAUUCACAUCUCGCUCUACAAGUGGUCACAAGUACUGCCUAACUGUGAAUUCCACGGCAACACGGCUUCGGACAACCGAAAAGACACCUCACACACUCCUGUCGACUCUUUCACCUCGUCAAAAACGGACGAUUCUCCGAUUGACAUGGUCAACUUACAGAAGUUUAAGAACGUCUUGUCUUUGGACGACUCUUCCGAUUACUACUGAAUAAUCCGCGUUCACCAUUUGAAAAUAUUUAUAUACAGUUGGAUGUCUGAAUCUCAACUCGGUUAUCUCGUCGCACCAGGCCAUUUCAAGGUCUAGAAAAGCUCCCAUGGCAUGAUUUUUAUUAACAACGGUUUUGCUUACAUUAUGCUAUUAGGUUCAUUCCUUUGAACAUCGUGUUAGAGAUGUUUGACUGUACUUCACUGUAUGGCAGAAACGAGCACACAGAAGAGAGUAAGCACCUUUCAGCCAGUCGUCUCGGUUCAAAAUGUAUUUUCUCAAGCUGUGCCGGGUCCAGCUGAACAAGAUAGGACUUGCUAUAUGACCUGCCUCGGCUGUAUCUCAUAUCUGCCUCAACCAUUUCUACUUACUGUCUGCCUGAACUAUUUCUACUUACUGUCUGCAUCAACCAUUUCUACUUACUGUCUGCCUUGGCCAUUUCUACUUACUGUCUGCCUUGGCCAUUUCUACUUACUGUCUUCAUCAACCCUGUCUGCCUCAACCAUUUCCCGUCUGCCUCAGCUGUUUCUCCAGUCUACUUAAUGUCUGCCUUGACCAUUUGUACUUACCGUCUGCCCCAACUGUUUCUACUUACUGUCUGCCUCACCCAUUUCUACUUACUGUCUUGACCAUUUCCACUUACUGUCUUCCUCGACCAUUUCCACUUACUAUCUGCAUCAGCCAUUUCUACUUACUGUCUGCCUCAACCAUUUCUACUUACCGUCUGCCUCGACCAUUUCUACUUACCGUCUGCCUCACCCAUUUAUACUUACCGUCUGCCUCGACCAUUUCUACUUACUGUCUGCAUCAACUAUUUCUUCUUACUGUCUGCAUCAACCAUUUCUACUUACUAUCUGCCUCACCCAUUAUUACUUACUGUCUCCCUCAACUAUUUCUACUUACUGUGCAUCAACAAUUUCUACUUACUGUCUGCCUCGACCAUUUCUACUUACUGUCUGCCUUAAUCUGCCUCGACUGUCCAAGUAACCCGAUUUUAAAAGCCAUACUUCAUAACAUAAACACAGCUGUGAUCAGAAUAACAGCACAAGAGCAUUUUAAUUGUCGUAUUAUAUUAGUGAUGUCCGGGGUGGUCAGAACUAAGAAGAUGUGUGGCAAAGUAGUCUCUAGUCAAGGUGGUCUCUAUAGACAGGUGGACGUUAUAUGGAGGUUACAAGUAGAUUAGUUCCAUAUUGUGAACAGGAUGAUGGGUAUGAAUUGAAGUCUGGUACACUGAACUGUUGCAUUUCCUAUUUCCUGUGCAUACAAAUUUAGGUUUUAUCUAGGUUUGAUGUAGGUUUCAUGUAUUUAUUGUGUACUAUAAUAUACUAGAAUAUGCAUUCUGCAUUGCAUGUACGAGAAUGCUAAAAUGACCAGUGCUAUGCAUGAUGAACAUUGCAGGACAAAUAAAUGAUAAAUAUUAA